Messenger RNA from Aspergillus lentulus, 423 nucleotides. RefSeq lists its product as uncharacterized. NCBI's taxonomy places the organism in Eukaryota, Fungi, Ascomycota, Eurotiomycetes, Eurotiales, Aspergillaceae. The record is from RefSeq and is a predicted model, not a curated record.
AUGACGAAGGAGUCAUCCGAAGGUUGCGUUCCAUGCGGAUGGACGUCCGAGCUGCAAGAGCGGUGCUCUUAUUCAAGUCAUGUCAGACUUUUCUACGGUGCGGACCUACGGGUUACCUGGUCGAUUGGGUCCGAUGUGAUCUUGAAAGAGCGGCCUGACGAAGGUCCAAAGACCGAAGUGACCAUACUGGAGUACCUUGCAUCCAAUCCAAAUGCCAAUAUUCCAGCUCCCAAGGUUUUGCAAGACUGGGUUGAUGCCAACGGACGAUACUUUGUACUUCUCAUGCGGAUGCAUGGGCAGACACUUGAGCAGGCCUGGCCUUCACUAUCAGAAUCCCAGAAAACGGCUAUAGCAGAUCAGGUCGUUGAAGUGCGCAAGAAGCUGCAGUCCCUCACAUCAGAAGCUAUACAGAGUGUUGAUUAA